UAGUCGUGAUUGAAGCACCAUUAGCUGAAGUUAUGAAAAUAGAUGCUAUGAUAAAAGAUUUUCUGGAAUUGUUGACAGAAACCAAGAUUGACAGUAACGAUGUAAACAAUGAAAACAAUGAAAUCAAGGAGCACGAAAUAAGUGGUGAUGAAAAGCAAGAGGAUAUAACAAGGAAGAUGAUUAUUAAUAAAAGAAGAAAUGAAGAGACGUGUGAAGUAAAAAAUGAGAAUAUUGAGAACAUACUUAUGAAAGGUAAUGAAACAGCCCAGAAAGUCAAAUCUAAUUUAGUAUUUAUUCUUGGUUAUGCUGGUGAGGCUUUUGAUGCCAUAGAGGACUUCA
Racocetra persica is the source of this 339-nucleotide messenger RNA. NCBI's taxonomy places the organism in Eukaryota, Fungi, Glomeromycota, Glomeromycetes, Diversisporales, Gigasporaceae. The record is from the annotation of a GenBank genome assembly.